AUGAGGACCUUUGCCCUCCUCACCGCCAUGCUUCUCCUGGUGGCCCUGCAGGCUCAGGCAGAGGCACGCCAGGCAAGAGCUGAUGAAGCUGCCGCCCAGCAGCAGCCUGGAGCAGAUGAUCAGGGAAUGGCUCAUUCCUUUACACGGCCUGAAAACGCCGCUCUUCCGCUUUCAGAGUCAGCGAAAGGCUUGAGGUGCAUUUGCAGACAAGGAGUUUGCCAACUGUUAUAA
This is a messenger RNA of Mandrillus leucophaeus (drill), 231 nucleotides long. Its product is annotated as theta defensin subunit D. The record is from RefSeq and is a predicted model, not a curated record. Lineage: Eukaryota; Metazoa; Chordata; Mammalia; Primates; Cercopithecidae. The transcript has 2 exons. Gene Ontology annotation, cellular component: extracellular matrix. Gene Ontology annotation, biological process: defense response to Gram-negative bacterium; innate immune response in mucosa; antimicrobial humoral immune response mediated by antimicrobial peptide. The coding region runs from base 1 to 231 and encodes 76 amino acids.